Molecule: messenger RNA, 1991 nt
Organism: Plodia interpunctella (Indianmeal moth)
Lineage: Eukaryota; Metazoa; Arthropoda; Insecta; Lepidoptera; Pyralidae
Product: 3-galactosyl-N-acetylglucosaminide 4-alpha-L-fucosyltransferase FUT3-like
Exons: 5
Coding region: 187-1521 (444 amino acids)
Cellular component (GO): membrane
Molecular function (GO): fucosyltransferase activity
Source: RefSeq, a predicted model, not a curated record
UGCAAGUUGGUCAGAAAACUAACGUGUCAUGCAAGUGAUAGAAAGACAAAAAGUGUUUUUACUAUUCAUAGUCACGCAGUUCUUGACUCUGUUAACCCCGUAAGGGAUAUAGAAGAAAUAUUUAAUUGAUAAUUAUUUUAUUAAAUCUUAUAUUGUUUUUAGGAUACUGUAAUUUGUAUGUGAAAAAUGUGUGUAGUGUUUAAAAGAUAUUUUAUGUAUCAAAGAAAAACUUUGUAUGUACAACUUUUAAUUAGUUUUAAUAUAUUAUUUGUUAUUGAAAUAGUCCGUUAUCAUGCCUAUGAUCAUGAUAGAACUUCUCCAAAGGCAGAGAGCUCUUUAUUAGCAAUGGACAAAAAUAAUAUUGAUCACAAUUUGACAAUAGAACGAUACUUUUGGCGGCGAAAGUUUUGGAAGACAUCGAAUCUGGGAUCAAUAUUGUUCAAAAUGGAGCAUAAGAAUAAAUUUAAGAAAAAGAAACAUCGAACUUUUGUUAUACUGUUUUGGAAAUAUUGGUAUUGGCUCAAAAAUCGACACGUUUAUAGUUUCAAAGGCAAAAUAGGCAAAAGAAGAAUUCUGGAUAAGUGCAGCGUUAGUAACUGCAUUUUCACAGGAAAUGAUAGUAAAAUAAACACGGUCGAUGUAGUUCUCGUCCACAUACAGAAGGGAGAAAUUCCUAUAGUCGAAAACAGGAACCAAAGACAGAUUUGGGUAUUCCUCGAAGACGAAUCUCCCAGAAACGCUUUCUCACUGAGCAAGAAGAGACCAGAUUUGAAGGAAUGGGAGAACGUUUUCAAUUGGUCUAUGACGUACAGAACAAUUUCAGACGUCCCCGUGCCGUACGGCCGCACAGUGCCUUUGCGAAAACGUCUAUAUCCAGAAGUUUCAGAAAAGACUAUUUCUAAAUUAAUACCAAAUCUGAGUGCCAAACGACCAGAGGUGCUCGUGGCACUAGUCACGUCUCACUGUAUCAAAUUUAGAAUGAAUUUUUUGGAAAAUCUACGGGAAUAUAUACAAGUAGAUGUGUAUGGGGGGUGUUCACGUGACAAAUUUCUGAAACGUCAGUGUCCCGGUCACUUUAAGAAAGAUUGCCCCGCACUGAAGAAAUAUUACUUUUACUUGGUGAUAGAAAAUGCUAUGUGUAGUCAAUAUAUAACAGAGAAAGUUUUCCGAAAUGCUUAUUCCAAGGGCGCUAUCCCAAUCAUUAUUGGAGCUACGGAACACGACGCCAAAACUUUGUUGCCUCCAAAUUCUUAUAUACAUUGGAAUAACAACAUGACACAUAAGGAUCUCGCCGAAAAGAUAAUUAAUACGUAUGAAAAUAAAGAGGAAUAUUUAUCCUAUCAUUUGUGGAGGAACGAUUUUGAAGUGAGAAAUGAACACGGCUAUUUGGGCACCCAGUCUUAUCACCUUUGCAGAUUGUGUGAAGCUUUAAACUACAAUAAGAAAAAGACAAAAACAUAUACAUUCAACGACCUGAAUCAGUAUUUAAAUCCUAAUUUAUUAUGCAAAGACAUGUCGUGAAUUUAUUAAACUUAGAGAUUUUUCAGUGGCGGUGGUCUAUGCGUUAGGGCCAUGAAACUAGUUUCGUUGAUCAAAUAAUUUUGGUGUCAAUGUAAAUUUUGAUAUUGCAUAAAACGAAGAUACAGUUGAAAGAAACGAAACUAAUUUCACGGCACUAGUUUUGCUAUGAAAAUUAAUAUUUAGAGUUACGAUUGACGAUGGCGUAAUAACACUCUUAAUUUAAUAAUCCUACAAUAUAGCAGUUACAUAUACACCAUACAUCUGUGCUGCUUAUAUAUUGUCCUAAACAAACUAGAAAACAUAGAUUAGUUCAGUUUUUCUUUUUGACCACAUUUGAACUGAAUGUCAAACAGUGUGCAAAUUUCCACAAAAGGCAGUGGAUGAAAAGAAUCUUGAUAAGUAAUUAAUAUGAUAAAACUCGCUUUUUAUUAUUCGGUGAAUGAUUAUUGUUGAUAUAAAUUAAAAUGUAC